Chelmon rostratus (copperband butterflyfish) is the source of this 1347-nucleotide messenger RNA. RefSeq lists its product as uncharacterized. The coding region runs from base 327 to 1151 and encodes 274 amino acids. The transcript has 8 exons. Gene Ontology annotation, biological process: biosynthetic process. The record is from RefSeq and is a predicted model, not a curated record. NCBI's taxonomy places the organism in Eukaryota, Metazoa, Chordata, Actinopteri, Chaetodontiformes, Chaetodontidae.
CCUCCUCGCUCCUCGAUCUUCGCUCCUCCGAGCCGCAAUACGCGCUUUGGGACGGCCGACUAGAUGGCGGACCAGGAGUACUUCCGGUUCGAGCGAGGAUCGAGGAGCGAAGACACGACAUUUUUGAGAAAUGAGAUGCACCCCGACACUGCUUACUGACUCGACUUUUGACCCUUGGCCGGACGGCUAAUCUCGCGAGAGGAGUCUCGGAGUUUCGUCGAAUGUGUUCAAACUGACUGUCUUGCCCUUCACCGCUUUAUAACCGUCAAAAUUUCAGUAUUUCACCAGCAACAAGUGAGCGGCGUUUAUCCCGGUUCAGGGCUUAAAUGAAAGCUGUAAUUCUCGCCGCCGGGUACGGAACCAGGCUCCAGAGGGAUGUGGUGGCCGACCGCAGCGGGAGGUUCGCUCACCUGGCCGGCACUGCCAAGCCGCUGCUGCCCGUGGGACGGUGCGCCUUGAUAUCCCACUGGGUCCAUUCACUGACCGCCUCUGGCUGCGUGGACUGCGUUUAUGUCGUCACCAAUGCUCUUUAUCAUGCUGCAUUUGAGGAGUGGGCAUCACAUUUCACAAAUGUCAAGAUUCUCAGCGAUCAGACAAGAAGCAAUGAGGGCCGCCUUGGUGCUGUGGCCUGUCUGCAACUUGCAGUGAAGCACUUCGAGAUCAAUGACCACGUCUUGGCAAUCGGGGGUGACACCCUCUUCAAAGAAGAUUUCAGCCUCAGUAAAGUAAAAGAGAGGUUUUCUGACCUCCAAGCAAAGUGCGAGGACAGCUGCCUGGUGCUGUCGUACCAGUGCAAAGACGAGGAAACUCAUAAAUACGGGAUACUGGAAGUAGACAGUGAUCUUCGCGUCCUCUGUAUGAAGGAGAAACCUCUUCCUUCCGAGACAAAGUCGAGGAGAGCAUGUCCCUGUUUCUAUGUGUUUUCAAAGAAAAGCCUUCCUCUGUUGGAUACCUUCAUGGAAGAGAAGAAGGAGGCGCCUAUUGAAGAGAAAGAUGCUCCAGGAAACUUUGUGUCUUGGCUCAUUCAGAGAAAGCCAGUUUACAUUCAUCAGAUUUCCGGGCGCUUCGAUGUUGGAAACCUGCCUUCUUAUAUCGAAUGUGACCUUUACUUCAGAGAAAAACUUAAAGAUGUUGAGUCUUAUAUGGUGUAGAGAAAACAGAAAUGGACAAAAACACCAUAUUUAUUGUGCCGUGUUAAAAAAAGUAUCCAAGACAAACACACACAAAAGUUUUAAAUCUUAGCCUAUUUCGAGCACCUGUCACAUCUGUAACAGUAAAUCAAGAAUCUUAACUGUAAAUAUGCCAUUUUAUAACUUUUUUUUUUCCAUUAAAAUGAUUUUUAUAUGA